AUGGAAGAAAGUAGUGAUGCAGAAAUCAAGGAAAAAGUCUCCAAAAAACGGGGGCGAGGAGAGAGCGAGACGGCGCAGCGGAUGGCCAAGUUCAAGCGCGGCGCUGCUGUGGCAACGCGCGCCAUCGCCGACAAGAAGCUGAAGGGGCAGCUGCGCCACAGCGAGAAGCUGGCGGCAGAGGCGGCGUACAAGGCUGCCAAGGCGGAGCAGUGGCUGCUGCCUGAAGAGGCCGGCACCCUGGAGGCUGAGGGCCUCGAGCGCACCUGGCGCUUCUCACAAGAGGAGAUAGUGAGGGAGGCGGAGACUGGCGCUGCGCAGAAGGUGUUUGAUCUGGACCUGCCGGAGCUGGGCCCUUACAAUUUGGGGUUCACGCGCAGCGGGCGCCACAUGCUGCUGGGGGGCCGCAAGGGCCACCUGGCCAUCAUGGAGUGGCAGCAGCGGCAUCUUGUUUGCGAAGUGCAGGUCAGAGAAACGGUGAGGGACGCCACAUUCCUGCACAAUGAGCAGUUCUUCGCGGCGGCCCAGAAGAAGUACGUGUACAUCUAUGACAAGAGGGGCCUGGAGGUGCACUGCCUCAAGGAGCACACAGGAGUGAGGCGGCUGGAGUUCCUUCCGUACCAUUUCCUUCUAGCGUCCAUAGGAGAGGGAGGCGUCCUCAGAUAUCAGGACACCAGCACCGGGCAGAUAAUUGCGCAGCACAGGACAAAGAUGGGCACAUGUGACGCUAUGCGGCAGAACCCGUGGAACGGUGUCAUGCAGCUGGGCCACGCCAAUGGGGUCGUGUCCAUGUGGACGCCCAACGUGACCACCGCAGUUGUCAAAAUGCUGUGCCAUCGGGGGCCGGUGCGUGCGAUUGCGACGGACACGCAGGGGCAGCACAUGGUGACGGCGGGCGCGGACGGGCAGGUGAAGGUGUGGGACGUGCGCAAGCUGCAGCCGAUGCACUCCUACUUCAGCCGCGCGCCAGCCGACACCCUCGACAUCAGCCAGCGCGGCAUGCUCGCCGUCGGCUUCGGCCGCAACGUGCAGGUGUGGAAGGAUGCGCUUGCGCAGAAGCAGGAGUCGCCCUACAUGCGCCACACGCUGCCAAGCGGCGUGCUGCGCGACUUCCAGUUCUGUCCCUACGAGGAUGUGUUGGCGGUGGGCCACAGCGGGGGCGUGUCGACGAUGCUGGUGCCGGGCGCGGGUGAGCCGCACUACGACUCGCGCGUGGCCGACCCCUUCCAGGGCCGCAAGGCGCGCCGCGAGCAGGAGGUCGCGCACCUCAUGGACAAGCUGCAGCCCGACAUGAUCGUGCUCGACCCCUCCACCAUCGCGCAGGCGCGCUCAGUGCGGAAGGAGCCCAAGGAUGUGGCAGAGGAGAGGAAGGCGGAGGCGGCGGCUGCAAACGCGUCGCGCAGGAAGGAGCAGGAGGAGAAGAACGAGGGGAAGAAGCGCAUGAAGGGCAAGAACAAGCCCUCGCGCCGCCAGAAGAAGAAGCAGGCCAACAUCAUCGAGGCGCGUGCCGCCCCUGCUGGGAAGCCGGAGUUGCGGCAGCGCAUGCGGGAGCAGGGCGUGCUGAGCGGAGGUGGUGCCGAGAAGAAGCAGCCCGCGCCCAUCCCAGAGGACGUGCCCAGGGCGCUGCACAGAUUCUACAAAAAGGGCGUCCAAUGA
Molecule: messenger RNA, 1653 nt
Organism: Coccomyxa subellipsoidea C-169
Lineage: Eukaryota; Viridiplantae; Chlorophyta; Trebouxiophyceae; Coccomyxaceae
Product: WD40 repeat-like protein
Exons: 11
Coding region: 1-1653 (550 amino acids)
Biological process (GO): maturation of SSU-rRNA from tricistronic rRNA transcript (SSU-rRNA, 5.8S rRNA, LSU-rRNA)
Cellular component (GO): small-subunit processome; nucleolus; 90S preribosome
Molecular function (GO): protein binding
Source: RefSeq, a predicted model, not a curated record